Molecule: messenger RNA, 2034 nt
Organism: Rosa chinensis
Lineage: Eukaryota; Viridiplantae; Streptophyta; Magnoliopsida; Rosales; Rosaceae
Product: BTB/POZ domain and ankyrin repeat-containing protein NPR1
Exons: 4
Coding region: 1-1752 (583 amino acids)
Biological process (GO): systemic acquired resistance, salicylic acid mediated signaling pathway; defense response to bacterium; defense response to fungus
Cellular component (GO): nucleus
Molecular function (GO): protein binding
Source: RefSeq, a predicted model, not a curated record
AUGGCCAAUUCAGCUGAGCCAUCAUCUUCUUUGAGCUUCACUUCACCUUCCCAUAUAUCAAAUGGUUCAAUCAGCCACAACUUAUCAUCCUUUGAAGCCCUGCCUAGUCUUGAAGUCAUCAGUUUGACCAAGCUUAGCCUUAGUUUGGACCAGCUCUUGGGUGAUUCUGGCUGUGAUUAUUGUGAUGCUGAAAUCAUAGUUGAGGGAGAAUCUGUUGGUGUUCACCGAUGUAUAUUAGCUUCUAGGAGUAAGUUUUUUUGCAAACUAUUCAAGCAAGAAAAGGGGUCUUCUGAGAAGGAGGGCAAACCGAGCAAACCAAAGUAUAGUAUGAAGGAUUUGCUCCCUUAUGGUGACAUUGGAUAUGAAGCAUUUUCGGUUUUCUUGAGCUACGUGUAUACUGGAAAGCUGAAGCCUUCUCCCGUGGAGGUGUCAACUUGCGUGCACAAUGUAUGCGCCCAUGACUCAUGUAGACCUGCAAUCAAUUUUGCUGUGGAAUUGAUGUAUGCCUCUUCCAUUUUCCAAAUGCCAGAUCUGGUUUCAAUAUUCGAGCGACGCCUUCUUAAUUUUGUUGGGAAAGCUCUGGCAGAAGAUGUUAUCCCAAUCCUUUUGGUUGCUUUCCACUGUCAGUUGAGCGAGCUUCUCACUCAUUCUAUAGAGAGAGUGGCACGAUCAGAUCUUGAUAGCAUCUGUAUUGACAAGGAACUUCCGUAUGAGGUUGUAGAGAAAAUUAAUUUGCUCCGUCAUGAUUCUCAACAUGAUGGUGGACUGAACACGCCGCCUGUGGACCCCUUGCGUGAAAAAAGAAUCAGGCGAAUACAUAAGGCAUUGGACUCAGAUGAUGUUGAACUUGUGAAACUUCUUUUAUCUGAGUCGAAUAUAACCUUAGAUGAGGCCCAUGCUCUCCACUACGCUGCAGCUUACUGUGAUCCUAAGAUUGUUACUGAAGUUCUUGCCUUGGGUCUGGCUGAUGUUAACCUUCGGAAUUCUCGGGGUUAUACCGUGCUUCACAUUGCUGUGAUGCGCAAAGAGCCAUCAAUUGUAGUAUUGCUUCUUAGUAAAGGAGCUCGUGCAUCAGAGCUGACAUCAGAUGGUCAGAGUGCGGUUAGUAUUUGCCGGCGGUUGACAAGGGCAAAGGAUUAUCAUUCAAAAACAGGGAAGGGGCAAGAAACGAACAAGGAUCGAAUUUGCAUUGAUGUUCUAGAGAGAGAAAUGCGGAGGAAUCCAAUGGCGGGAAAUGCAUCUAUGUCUUCCCAAACAAUGGCUGAUGAUCUGCACAUGAAAUUGCUGUACCUGGAGAACAGAGUGGCUUUUGCCCGUUUGUUCUUCCCUAGUGAAGCCAAGCUAGCCAUGGUCGUUGCUCAAUCCGAGACAACGUCUGAGUUGCCAUCAAAAGGCUCAAGUGGGAACUUGAUGGAGGUUGAUUUAAACGAGACCCCCACUGUGCAGAAGAAAAGACUCCAUUCUAGGUUGGAAUCCCUUAUGAAAACAGUCAACAUGGGUAGAUGCUAUUUCCCCCAUUGCUCAGAAGUCCUGGAUAAGUUUAUGGAGGAUGACCUACCUGAUUUGUUUUUCCUUGAGACGGGCACCCCUGACGAGCAGAAAAUAAAGAGGAUGCGUUUCAUGGAGCUCAAGGACGAAGUCCAUAAGGCAUUUAGCAAGGACAAAGCCGAACUCAACCUCUCUGGGUUGACUUCCUCAUCAUCCACCUCGUCUCCAAAAAAAGUUGGUGUAAAUCACAAGACUAGGAAAUAGUGUAGGGCAAGUAAAUUGUAUCUAAUAAGCCUUGCAAUUACGAGUAAAUCUUUUUAAAGUUACUUACGAGCAACUAGUGUUGCUCCCGUCUGUAAAAUCUCAGCAGAUGCAAAUUGCCCUGUUAACUACUUCUACAAACUAGCAAGUGCCUAGUUGUCCUAAUUCUGUCCUGUAGCAGAUGAUUCUGAGUAGUUGGCAUAUUGAUCAGUGAAAAUUAGUUUUGCCUAUCUCGUCUGUCCAUUUGAUACUCAUACAUAAUCAAUUUGAGCUCUUGAAAGCAAA